CUACCGCGUUUUCGAAAAACAAGCCGCGGGUCACACUGUCCCAACGCGUGAAAAUUAAUAAUUAAUUAUUUGCUGAAAACUAAAAACGCUGGCGAAAACAUGCAUACAACUAUGUGCAACAACGGCCGAGCGCAGUUCUCCGUUUCCGGGCAUUUGUGAAAGCACGUUGCGCGAACCCGCAGGCAGUGUGUGGCUAAAAAAAGGCGAUGUGCAGUUAUGAUUUAGCAAAAACAACAAGGCCCAAAAGUGCUAAUAAAAAAUACACACACCCAUACCGCCACACACAUACGCGCGCGCAGGAAUAGCAAAGGUGAAAAUUAUAAAUUAAUAAAUGCGAGGUCCGAUAGCAUAUCAAAUUAGCGAAAUAUGCUCGGUUUUCGUGCUGCGGAGCGAUCAAAAACUGUGAAUUGCAACAGAAAAUAAUUUCAAGGUUUGCAGCAGGCGAAUAGAAGGCAAAAAGGAAAAGGAAACGCAACCAAAAAUAAGCACCAAGAAGCCGUUACAAUUAUAAUACCAUAAAUUAUAAUAGGAAACCAAGAGGAAACAUAACCAAAACAAGCAGCAAACUAUAACUAACAACGAGAUGAAGUACCAAACUGGAACAACUGACAACAGUGCAUCAGCGCACGAGAUGCACCAGCUCCCCAGCACAUCCACGCCCAAGGAGGCAGCAGCAACAGCAGUUGCAGCCACGACGACGGCCACACAGGCCAAUGGCAAUUCCAACCCGAACCCCAAUCCCAGCCAGAACCAGAACCAGGCGUCCAAUGCUCUGUUCUGCGAGCAGGUGACCACAGUGACAAAUCUCUUUGAGAAGUGGAACGACUGCGAGCGAACCGUUGUGAUGUACGCGCUGCUAAAGCGUCUGCGCUACCCGAGCCUCAAGUUCCUUCAGUAUUCGAUUGACAGCAAUCUGACCCAGAAUCUGGGCACCUCGCAGACGAACCUCAGCAGCGUGGUCAUAGACAUCAAUGCGAACAAUCCGGCGUAUUUGCAGAAUCUGCUGAAUGCCUACAAGACGUUCCAGCCCUGCGAUCUCCUCGAUGCCAUGUCCUCCUCGUCAUCGGAUAAGGAUUCGAUGCCAUGCUACGGCAGUGACUUUCAGAUCACCACAUCGGCGCAGUGCGACGAGCGGAAGCUGUACGCCCGCAAGGAGGACAUACUGCACGAGGUGCUCAACAUGCUGCCGCUGCUGAAGCCCGGCAACGAGGAGGCCAAGCUCAUCUACCUGACCCUAAUUCCGGUGGCCGUCAAGGACACCAUGCAGCAGAUUGUGCCCACGGAGCUGGUGCAGCAGAUCUUCUCAUACCUGCUCAUCCAUCCGGCUAUCACCAGCGACGACCGACGGUCGCUCAAUAUCUGGCUGCGUCACCUGGAGGAUCACAUCCAGGCGGCGGCGGCGGGCCUGACUAAUCGCAGCUACUUCCUGCAGCCCUCCCCGCAACUGGUGGCCGGUGGAAGCUCCACAGGCAGUGGUAGCUGCUCCUCGUCAGCGGCCAGCUCCUCGACAGCCUCCUGUUCGUCGGUGGCCAGUGGCAGCCGAUCUUCGCGUACCAACGACUGGCAAACGAUUGCUCCGCCCAGCAAGCAGCUGCAGCUCAAGCUGGCCGGCAGUGGAGACUGGCGCGGCAGCGCAGGAGGAGCUGGAGCCGGCGGCAGCUCCAACGGAUCGAUCAAUCCACUCUGUGAUAAUCUAAAUGGUAUUACCCUGAACGAAUUAGCAUCUAGUCAGAAUAGCCUCGGCCUGUCACUUGAGGGCAGCUCUUCGCUGGUCAACGGCGUCGUUGCUGGAGCGGCAGCGGGCUCGAUGCUUGGAAUUGGUGGCGGCGACGACCAUGACACGUCGUUCAGCAAGAAUGGCACGGAAAUACUUGACUUUGAUCCGUCCACGGCGGACAUGGGAGAGGCCUGCAGCAGCAGCAGCCUGGCCAGCACCAGUAAUCUAUGCCGCAAUUCGUCGGCAGUGGACGCCCUCAACGAUCGCUUGCAGCCGCCGCAGCAUCUCCAGCAGCAGCAGUUCCUCCAGGCCCCGCCCUAUGCCUCGAUCCUGAUGGGCAAUGUAGGCGAUCAGUUUGGCGACAUCAAUCGCUGGAGUCUGGACAGCAAGAUUGCGGCACUGAAGACGCGACGCUCCAACAGUCUCACCACACAAACGAUCUCCAGCUGCUCCAGCUCAUCCAACUCAUCGGUGAUCACCGUCAACGACAACUGCUCCAAUUCCACGGAGAACCUGGCCCAGUUUGCCAACAAGCCGCGUAGCUUCUCCCUCUCCAUUGAGCACCAGCGCGGAGCCCUGGCCAACAGUGGCUCCGAUACGCGGUUGGACGAGUUCAAGCCCAACUACAUCAAGUUCCACACCCGCAAUGUGGGCAUGUCAGGCAUUGGCCUCUGGCUAAAGUCCCUGCGCCUGCACAAGUACAUCGAGCUGUUCAAGAACAUGACGUACGAGGAGAUGCUGCUGAUCACCGAGGACUUUUUGCAGAGCGUUGGAGUGACAAAAGGGGCCUCCCACAAGCUGGCCCUGUGUAUCGAAAAGCUGAAAGAGCGAGCCCACAUUCUUGGUCGUGUCGAACAGGAGCUAAUUACGGGCCAAAUGAAGCUGAGCACGGCGGUCGAGGAGCUAACGAACAUUGUGUUGACGCCGAUGAAACCAGUGGAGGCCAUUGGGCCGCCGGAGGAGAACAUUGGACUGCGCUUCCUCAAGGUCAUCGAUAUUGUGAGUAAUACUCUGCAGCAGGAUCCGUAUGCUGCGCAGGACGACGAGACCCUGGGAGUGUUUAUGUGGAUACUGGACCGCUCCAUACAUAACGAGGCAUUCAUGAACCAUGCCAAUCAGCUUAAGGAGCUGAAGUUCAAGUUGUCCAAGCUGAAGAUCUCCAUGGUGCCGAAGUUGCAUCAUGUGAAGCCGGGAGUAGUGAGCGGUCCCAGCAAUGGAAGCAUAAACAAACCAAGAUGGAAUGGCAAGACUCGCAAGUGCGAUACGAAGAACGGCAGCAACGACAGGAUUAACAACCGCAAGAACUCCAACGACAUGCUGAAUUUCUCGUUAAACUGCCUCCAGCAUCCGCUGCCCCACCAUCCACAGCAGCAACAGCCGCUCCCGCCGCCGCCGUUGCCGCAGUUCGACUACAAUGGCUACGGUGGCGGUCCGUCGCAUCAGCCGCAGUACAAGAGCUCCUCCUACCCCAGUUUCAUGGGUAAUCCGCAGCAGCAGCAGCCCCUCAAGCCGCACCAUCAUGCCCAGCAAAUGCAACAGAUGCUGCAGCAGCACAAUCACUUUCCGGCUCUGCCACAGCAGACACCGCCACAGUCGCACCGCCGAUCGCUGAACAAUCUGAUCCUGGUGGCCGGCGGACCGCAGCAGCCACAGCAGCUGAUCUUCAAGCCCGGCCAGGGAGUGCUGACCAACAGUGGAUCCAACGACAGCUUGGUGAUGGAGCGCAAUCAGCAGCAGCAGCAGCGGAAGCUCAGCGGAAAUGGAGGAACCCUGUCCAGUGGGGAGCAGCAACCAAAGAAGACAAUGGCCGCCGUUGUGAUGGUUAGUAAUCAAAGUCAGGAGCAGCAGCAGCAGCAUGAUCAGCAGCCGCAGAUCCUGAUCAGCAGCAACAACAACAAUAACAACAGCAUGCUGAAUAACAAUUUGAUAAAUCAACAGCAGCUGCAACUGCUGGCUGCAGCCGCCGCCGCUGUCAGCAAUGGCAGCUGUCUGUGCUCCAAUGGUGGCGGUGUAAAUGGUAGUGCCUGUGGCCACAAUCUCUGUCAGCAAAGCAGCAAGAAUAACAAUGCCGUUGAUCAUUGCCUGUCCCAGCCAGGACUGGUGGGCCUGGGCGGAAUGUCGCCCCACGUCGCCGAGUACAAGCUGAACGAUUUCAAGAGUCUGGAACAACUCGAGACGCUGUGCCGCCAAAUGACUGAGCAGGCCAUGAACUGAGCCAGCUGCCAGCACACACACUCUUUUGUGUUCACACCUAGCUUUGAACCGUGUUUAAAGUUUGAUUUUGCAAGAAACGAACAUUAAUGUUUUUAUACAUAUAUAUAUAUAUAUAGUUUUGUAAAAAUCGUAUCUAUGUUUGUGACGCGUCUAGUUCUGCCCCCUGUCAUGCCGUUUUGUAAUCGUUUUUAGUUCGUAAGCCGAUAUAUAGUUUGUUUAAAUGUUAAGUUUAUUAAUUAUGUGUGCCAAGAGACGCUCCCAGAAGCUGCUCUCCAGCUGGUCGUGCUCGCAGGUCCAACGGCUGGCCGUUGGGAACCCAUGGAGCCCAGUUUGCCUCUGCACCAUCCCCAGGUCAGCUGGCGGGCAGCGGGGCGUGGCAAUGUCAAUGUUAUUAAUGUCUAGGUUUCGUAAAUGUUCGUCGCCAUUUCUGUAGUUCAACUAACAACACACACACACCACACACAC
Messenger RNA from Drosophila kikkawai, 4396 nucleotides. RefSeq names its product sterile alpha motif domain containing protein 4 smaug (gene smg). Gene Ontology annotation, biological process: nuclear-transcribed mRNA poly(A) tail shortening; regulation of mRNA stability; regulation of DNA-templated transcription. Gene Ontology annotation, molecular function: mRNA binding; translation repressor activity; protein binding. Lineage: Eukaryota; Metazoa; Arthropoda; Insecta; Diptera; Drosophilidae. Gene Ontology annotation, cellular component: P-body. The record is from RefSeq and is a predicted model, not a curated record.